AUGGCCUGGAAGGACGCCAGGGUCGUUUUAUUCCUCUCAACAGUUCACGAUGGUCAAGUGUACGUCUGCAAACUACGAAAAAGGCCUGCCCCUACAGCUACAGGCUUCGCACAGACUAAGCUAGUGUUCGGUGACGAGUUCAGGGCCUGGCUGGACAUACCCGUGCACAUCGACGAAUACAAUUUGCAUAUGUGCGGCGUUGAUAUUGCCGAUCAGCUGCGUAGCUACUACAACACCCAGAAGAUUCACAUGAAAACGUGGCGGCCGCUGUUCAGCUUCCUGCUAGACACCGUCAUCACCAACUGCUACAAGCUAUCAAGCUACUGGCCACGGCCUGGCCACCACAGCACCCGCAAGGAUACACAUCUACAAUUCUGUAUGGACCUCUAUGUCCAACUUUGUAAGGCCUCGCAACGGGUUGCUGGACACAGGCGUCCUAUGAACAAUAGGAAGGGUACCAACGAUAUUAUCUGGCAGCCGGUGCGGGAGCACAAGCACGUGAGGCUAUGGAAGAAGCCUCAAAACUGUAGUGCAUGCAUUGAAGCCGGACGAAAGGUUACAAACGUCAAUAGCACAACUAGGAAGCCGCUGGCGGAUCUAUCGGUCAACACCACUAGGAAAUCUCGUAGUAGUCAGGACUGGACGCGCCCACAACGGGCGCCGAGAACUAGAUACGGGUGCUCGUGCUGUUCGAUUCCUUUCUGCAGAGUUACGAGUGCAAACAAAUCCAUUUGCACGGGUUGGGUAGAUCAUAUAGCUAAGCUCAACACCAAGGACUAG
Messenger RNA from Mytilinidion resinicola, 780 nucleotides. RefSeq lists its product as uncharacterized. The transcript has 2 exons. Bases 1 to 780 code for a protein of 259 amino acids. NCBI's taxonomy places the organism in Eukaryota, Fungi, Ascomycota, Dothideomycetes, Mytilinidiales, Mytilinidiaceae. The record is from RefSeq and is a predicted model, not a curated record.